This is a messenger RNA of Ooceraea biroi (clonal raider ant), 2314 nucleotides long. RefSeq names its product vascular endothelial growth factor receptor 3. The record is from RefSeq and is a predicted model, not a curated record. Gene Ontology annotation, biological process: multicellular organism development; protein phosphorylation; cell surface receptor protein tyrosine kinase signaling pathway. Lineage: Eukaryota; Metazoa; Arthropoda; Insecta; Hymenoptera; Formicidae. Gene Ontology annotation, molecular function: transmembrane receptor protein tyrosine kinase activity; ATP binding. Gene Ontology annotation, cellular component: plasma membrane; signaling receptor complex.
UUAAUAUAAGAUUAUCAGAUAAGAGUUGUUCAGAUAGAAUGUUUUUAAAGAUAAAUUCUGUUUGAACUUUGAAGCUCCGAAGUAAGUUGUGCUAUUAAGAUGAAAUGUCCACGCAGUGCAAAUUGAUCUUAGUAUAUGGCAUAGUUAUCGCACUAUUUUUAUCUAAUACAUGUGCAACAAACGCGAAGAUUGCAACGGCAAGAUUUCCCGGCAUUGUAGAAAAUAUUACGGUGCGUGCUUUAGAGGGUGGAAAUUAUCUCGAGAAUGAAGACGCACACACAUUGAAGUCACUGAAACUAAAUGUAUCCUGGGUACCGCCAAAUGGAGGGAAACGACCUUCUUCAUACAGCAUCCUAAUUACGAGCGUGCCAAAGGAAACCGAUGUACACGGGACAGGGUGUGCAGAAAAUUCCGUACUUUACACCGCGCCGAAUAAAAGUCCAUUUAGCGUGCUCGUGCCACAAAAUGAAUUGUCGAAUGACAUGCCAGAGGUAUCGAUACGCCCGAAUUGCACGUAUAAGAUACAAGUGUAUGCCAAUCCAAGGGCCAGGCCAGUGGGGAAACCACUGGAGGUCAUCUAUACGGUUCCAGAAUGCGUAGGUCGUGCAUGUAGCUGCGCGGCUGCAACAGCUGCUUUGCCUGUUCCAAAAGUGGAAGCGAUCCAGACCAAAAAGAACAUUGUUAUUAAUUGGAACGUUACAUCAAACGGUUCUGAUAUUCAUUCCUACAUAAUUAGUAUCGGCAUGCCAUUAUUGACAUCGAAAGCAGGGCGCCCUGUAUACAAUAUCACGGAUAUAAAUAACGUGACUUCUACGACGCGUACCUUCAUCUGGAAUCUGAAAAUUAACGAGCAACACAUCAAGAUGAAAGAUGGAUACAAGAUAUUGGUAGCAGCAACGGAUCACCGAGGUUGCUUAGGGACUCGAGGCAGUUUCACUGUUGUUACAGGAGGGACUGAAACAUUAGGCAAAAGCACUAUGUGGUUGUUGCUCGUUGGCGCUGCUCUUUGUGUCAUAAUAGGAUUUACCGUGGUGACGAUACAUAAUAAAAAUGUGCAUCAACUUAUAUGGCCAUCCAGAUCUGUACGGCGACAAACAAUGCCUCAGUUUGCUCCUUAUAAAUCUCGAUGGUCAGAGUUAAUCUUCCGAAAAAGCAGUAUUUUGUACGUUGAGCAACGACCCGAGGACCUUGCACGUUGCAAGGUAUCCGAUGACAGUGAUGAAUUCGAAGUGCCGUACAAGUGCAUAAAUCUUCUGUACAAAUUGGGGGAAGGGCAGUUUGGCAUAGUGUACUUGGGCAGCCUAUGUCUGAACAAUAAUAAAAGCGGAUUAGUCGCUGUUAAAAUGUCACAGUGUUCCGACGCGUCGAACGAACCGAAAGCCAGGCGCCAACUAUUGGAAGAAAUCAAAAUAAUGAAGACAGCCGGCUCGCACCGGCAUUUAGUGGGCCUUAUAGGCUGCUGCACUUCACCAGAUAAUCCUAUAUGCAUACUUUUGGAGUACAUGGAGGGUGGAGAUUUGCUCGCGUAUUUGCAUUCCAGAAGAGGAAUUGAAUCGAGUGACGCAUCUUUGUGCACCUUCGAAAAGACUGCGUCCAGAUACGUCAAUAUUAUUGACACGGACAGGAGCAAGGAGAACGAUUUGCACGGUGCAAUAGAGAAACAACAGUUUAUGAAGUUUGCGCUCGACAUCGCGAAAGGAAUGGAACACUUGGAAGGUAAAAGGAUCACGCAUAGGGAUUUGGCAGCAAGGAACAUUCUUCUUACAUCCGAUCUAACACUGAAGAUUUCUGAUUUUGGCUUGUCACGAAACGGGAUAUACGUAAUAAACAACACAGCGAGUAAAGUCCGUCAGCUGCCAAUACGUUGGAUGUCACCGGAAGCUAUACGCGAUCAUGCUUUUUCCUCUAAGAGCGACGUCUGGUCGUUUGGUAUUGUUCUCUGGGAAAUUGGAACCCUAGGUUCUUUUCCAUACGCCAGUAUACAAGAUGACGAGUUGAUGCAUUAUUUAAUACAGGAUAAAUGUCGUCUAACCUGCCCCAAUACUAUUUCGCCUGACGUGUAUAAGAUUAUGUGUUCCUGCUGGAACACAGCGGCACAAAGUAGACCUAGCUUCGCGCAACUCGUUUUAGAUCUGCGGACACUAAAGGAACCCUUACAUUCCAAACAUGAGACAAGCAAUCCUUGCUAUACUUUACUGUCACACUAGUACAACUUGAAAUUAAUAAUUACAUGUAUCAUAAAAACAUGUGAGAUAAAAAUAUGAAUUACAUACAUAAUGAAUAAACAAACACAUAAAAUUAUGUGAAUAUAUAC